GCCGUGAUAGGUGAUUAAGCCACUCUGAUUAAGCGCGUUUCGGCUCGACGCUUGUAUACAGUGAAAUAUUCUAUGCGUUUGAUCUAUAAAUAGCCAUACAGGUACUUUCACCAACCGUGACUUUACUUUUUGUGACACAGUAGCAUGGUAUACACACCACUGAUCAACCGAUUUACACCAAUAUAUUACUGUAUAGUGGGCGUACGGCAAACGAAGUAGUUGGAGUUAUGAAAAUGCUGUUUAUGUGACAAAACUAGAGCGCACGAAUAAGGCUAUUAAAACAAGCGUAGUUUGCGUUUGGAUUUAGUGAGAAACGCGGUACAGCAAAAGUGGUGAAAUGGCUGGUAGAAGCGGUCGCGAAUACGGAAGUGCUAGAAGUACACGAGAUAUCGAGCUCAGGACUGUAGAAGAAGAGGCCAGAUUUCGGCGUGACCUUGAAGAUCAAUUUAGACCAGUGUUUGAUAAACAUGGUAACCAGGGUGUGCUCAUCAGUGAGCUACAGGAUGAACUGGAUGAGACCGGGAUCAUCAAGCAAAUCCCAGAGGACAGACUGGACAUGCUGAUUGAAAGGGCAGACACGGACGGGGAUUCGUACAUCACCUACAAUGAGUUCAUUAAUCUGCUAACACGCCCGGGCGUGCUGACAGAGAAUGAGCGGCGUGUGAUGCGUGGCUUCAUGGCCAGUAUCAUCUCAAACAUUGUGCCCGAGUCCCAGAAGAAAGACUUCCUCGAGCACUAUACCUGCUGUCCCCCGCCCAUAUUCAUGAUCAUCAUCAGCGUCAUUGAGAUUGUUGUGUUUAUCGUCUAUGCGAUGCAGCUCAAGGGUACCGCGGAUCCUGUGACUGCCAUAUCGGGGGUGCCCCUGUACAGUCCCUUCAUCUACAAGCCGUCAAGACGCUACGAGGCAUGGAGAUACCUCACCUACCUACUCAUACACCAAGGGUACAUGCACCUCGUGGGUAACCUGAUAUUCCAACUGCUUCUGGGACUUCCUCUAGAAAUGGUCCAUAAAUGGUGGCGAGUGUUGAUAGUUUACUUCGUUGGAGUGAUUGCAGGGUCCCUUGCACAUUCCCUGACAGACCACGACAUUGCUCUAGCUGGGGCCAGUGGGGGUUGCUAUGCCCUGAUAGGCGCCCAUCUCGCCUCUGUGGUUGUGAACUGGGCAGAAAUGAAUCAUAAAUGCUGUGAUGGCAAUCCAAUCAGAUUUCUACUCAGUGCUCCGGUGAGGCUGACAGUUCUACUCUUGCUAGCUGGCCUAGACACCGCCAAUGCUGUGUACAGAAGAUUCUUUGACCCUGCAGGAGGCAAGAUUGGAAUCACAGCUCACAUGGGGGGCCUUUUGGCAGGCUUGUUCCUGGGUAUCGUAGUGAUGAAGAACAUAAACGAGAAGCCGUGGGAGAAGACGCUGGGUUGGGUGACGCUGGCUGUGUUCCUGGUGUUUGUGUCCAUUGCGGUCUUCUUCAAUGGCCUCUACAAUGGAUACCCAGAGACUGACUGGGAACCUUGCUGCCCUUAGAGAACAAGGGAUGACUAUAAUUAUAAUUUAAGCCCCUUAGUCUUCUAAAAAUGAGUUAACUCAUUUAAACCUAAUGGAAUCUCCCAUCCUUCUAUAUUGGAUCAAUUUAUUUCCAAAAUUAGGGAUGUCUUGUAUAUUGAUUUCUAUAUUUAGAAUAUUUCUUACAGAAAUUCCUUUAAGCAAACAGCACAGACCUAGCAGAGACGCCGCAUUAUGCAUCAUGCGGCGUCUCAUCUGGGUCUAAGCUGUUUGCCAAGGCCUUUUUUCUAGACGCUAGGCAUGAAUGGGUUUAGCGCAUGUUCAUUAAGCCUCGCGCAGGCUACUUGGUGAUGACACUUUCUGCCUUACUGGUAAUUGGAGUUUGGCAAUAAGGGAUGACUUGAAUAAUAAUUUGAGCCUCAUCUUGGAAAAACUGGGUUAAAUGCAUGUGCGUAAAGCCUUGCACAGGCUACUUGGUGAUCACACCUGCCUUAAUUGGAUUUUCCGAACUAGGGAUGACUAGUAUAAUAAUUUGAGCCUCAUUAUAGGAAAACUGGACUUAAUGCAUGUGCAUAAAGUGUCAUUCCAGAUGAGACUGUGCAGUUGGCACAGGUAAUCAGAUAUGACACUUUCUUCCUUGAUCUUGAUGUUUGCUCAGAAGUGACUUUUAAAGGGAGAUUAUACGAUUUUGUCAAUAUUUAUGAAUUUAUAUAAAAUAUGUAAAAAAAACUUGUACAUAUAUUGAAAUAUAAAUUAAAAUAAAAGUUAAGAAGAACAUGUGUCGAAAAAUGCAAAAUAAGCCAGAUAUUUAAUUCUGAAAUCGAAAAUGUCUGUAUAGUCGAAUUGGCCAGCAUGUAUAGCAUGCAUGUACAAUGUGAAUCUAUUUUUAGUUUUACGGAUCAUUUUAAUUUCCUGCAACAAUAUCUAUUCAUACGACACACGAACACUCACUCUGAUCCUAAUAAAAAGAAGAAUUCUUCGGUUAUUGUAGGAAAAUAUGUACAAAAUAUCUUCGACACAAUCGGCUUGGGGUGCUACAGUAAUUUGUCUUCGCUGCAUUUUAAGAAAUUCGUGUUCAAUGCAUCAUUUUUCUUACCUAUUUUGUGUUAUUGUAACAUAUUUUUAUCAAUAUAUUACAAUUUAACACUUAUAAAAAUCGUAUAAUCUCCCUUUAAAAUGAAAAAUCCUGUAAGGUGUAAAGUGUUGUGUCUGAUAAUCAUGUGCAGACUGCACAGGCUUAUCUGGGUUGACACUUUAUGAACAUGUUAUUUAGCCCAGUUUUUGCAAACAAGGAUCAUUUGUUGUUUGUUCUUUGGGGGGUUUGCAUUUUAUGCUAUUACUUGCCCUUAGAUUAUCAGGGAUAACUAGGAUAGUACUUUUUUGUUUGUGUUAAGUUUUUUUAGCUCACCUGAUUGCUCAGGUGAGCUUUUGUGAUCAGUCUUUGUCUGACGUCUGUCCGUCUGUCCACAUUUGUUUGAAAUACUCUAGAGGCCACAUUUCUUGUCUGAUCUUCAUGAAACUUGGGCAGAAGCUUUGUCCUAAUGAAAUCUGGGUCGAGUUUGAAACUGGGUCGUUCCAGGUCAAAAACUAGGUCACUAGGUAAAAAAAAAAGAAAAACCUUGUAAACACUGUAGAAGUCACAUUUCAUGUCCAAUCUUCAUGUAACUUUGUCAAAAUGUUUGUCUUAACAAUAUCUUGGUUGAGUUCAAAAGUGGUUCCGGUCCGUUGAAAAACAUAGCAGCCAGUGGGCGGGGCAGUUUUCCUUAUUUUGCUAUUGAGAAACCUUGUAAACACUCUAGAGGCCAUAUUUCUUGUCCACUCUUCAUGAAACUUAGUCAGAAGAUUUGUCACAAUUAUACCUCGAUCGAGUUCGAAACUGGGUCAUGCUGGGUCAAAAACUAGGUCACUAGGUAAAAAAAAAGAAAAACCUUGUAAACACUGUAGAAAUCGCAUUUCAUGCCCAAUCUUCAUGUUACUUUGUCAAAUUGUUGUCUUAAUGAUAUCUUGGUUGAGUUCAAAAGUGGUUCUGGUCCAUUGAAAAACAUGCUCGCCAGUGGGCGGAGCAGUUUUCCUUAUUUGUCUAAAGAGAAACCUUGUAAACACCCUAGAGGGCACAUUUCUUGUUCAAUCUGCAUGAAACUUGGUCAGAAGAUUUGUCCCGAUGAUACCUUGUAAACACACUAGAAGCCAUAGGUUUGGUCCAAUAAUGAUGAUACUUGACCAGGAUGUUUUUCUUGAUGAUAUCUAUGCAAAGUUUGACAUAGGGUCAUGUGGGGUCAAAAUCUUGGUCAGGAGGUCCAAAUCUUAUAAAAACCUAGUAAACACAUGUAGAAUUAGCUUUACUUACAAAUGUUUGCAUGCAAAAAACCCACGCAAAUAGACAGUACUCAAUCAUAAUUAAUUAUAUGCUCACACUGCAAAAGUAAACAGAAGAGAACCAAUCUAAUAUGCUCUAGAGUACUGAAUUUUUAACUGAGCAAUGAACAAGGCCUUGUAAAAAAGGUGAGCGAACUAGUGCCAUCUUGGCCCUCUUGUUUAAUAAUUGAUACCACUAUGUGCAAAUCAUUUGGAUAUAGUUUUGCCUUAUAUGAGAUUUUUUGCUUCAUUGUGUUUUUUGUGUUCCUGUUAUUUCUAAUUGCAGACAGAUUGCUAAUGGCAAAUGUAAUGGAGCCAAGACUGACCUUAAAUAAAAUAAGAUAAUAAUGUGUUUGCGCCAUCAGAUUUUCAAGUGAUUUCAGGAUGAUUUAAUUGUUUGUGUAUCAGUUAGUCAGACUUAGUAAGUACUCAUAUGAAAACGUCAGCCACUGCUACUGAUUCAAAAAAUUCAUUUUAUUAUUUCUAUUGCUUGUAAGUUCUGUAUUUUUAAGAUCUUGGAUUUUCAAUGUUUAUAUUCAUGUUACAAUCUGCAGAUCCACUUGAAGUGAUUGCAGAUCCACUUGUAGUGAUUGCAGAUCCACUUGUAGUGAUUGCAGAUCCACUUGUAGUGAUCUAUGCUCUCAUAAUUCAGUGUUUUAUUAUUAAUGAUUUUUAUUUCAGAAGUUAUUGCAUGAGGAUAUGUGUGUUUAUGUUAUUUUGUAUUUGAUAGUUUUAAUUUAAAUGGACUCAAAGCACUGUUCGUAAAUUUGCACUUUCACUUCUCUUGUUCAUUUUUACUCAAGUAAGUCAAGUAAUGAUUUGUGUGAUAAAAAUACUGUGUUUUUGCCAAAAAUGUCUGUGUAUGUUUCUACUGAUUUCUAUAAUUACUUUGUUAUAAUAAAAAAUGAAUCAAAUAAUAUUAUAUUUUAAUCAAAAAUGUAAAAGUGAUCAGUUUUUCUUUCACGAAGUAAAUAUUACAUAUGGUUUUAAAAAUGUAAAAAUGCAUAAGCAUGUGUGAGCUUGUUGUUCAUAUCAUGUGUAUAUCUGUCAGUAAUAUAUUAUAUAAUUACAUAUUUCUGUGUUGUACUAGAGAGCUUUUGCAAUUUUAUUAACCUAAGUUUUAAAUUUUUAGUAUUUUUAGUUUUAUUUUUACAUCAUUUUUUUUAAAGAAAUGUGUUCACUGCUGUUAGCAAUUUUGAUUCGUUUUAUUAUGUAUGUAUACUGAAUUAUGUAUAAUGCUUUUUAUAAUCCUAACUAAUUACAACAGCUAGUAAGUUUUUAAUAGCAAAUACCGGUACCUAACAAGGAAGUAUAAAUUAAAAUUAGUUCAACAGGGAAUUUCCAAAUCAUCAAGGAAAAGAAUUACAAAUGCUGUAUUCUUUUACCGAUUUUGAACAACAAUUAUACAUUCAUGAACCCAAUUUUUUUUACGUUUGUCUUAAUCUGAAAUGUGAUUUCACAUGUUUAAACAUAAUGUAUGAAUUCUUAUUUGAAUAUAUGGCAAUUAUUGUAAAAAUUCCAAUUUUUCCAAACUGAGAAUAAGUCCCAUUAACAUUUCCAAAUAUUGUUUACAAGUAGAGGCUUAGCUAUAUUUUUAAUAUUAAUCAAUAUUUGGAGAAUUCAAAUGUUAUUGCCCUUGCAGUUUAAUCAUAUUGUUUUAUUUACAUAAAUGGUCGUGCAGUUUCAAAGUAUCCUGCAAUAUUCAGAGGCUGAUCUUGAAUGUAUUGUAUAUGUUGGCUUUUAUUGGCACUGUCAUAUUUUGGAAAAUAUGAGCUCACAAUAGAGUUCUAUAAUAUUUUCUUUAAUCCACAAAAUCAAAACUGAAGUUUAUCCUGAGUUGUCUGGGUUUUUUUUUACAAGAGAGUGAAUAAUACUGAUAGAAAAGUAAGGCUGUUCAGUUGUAUUGCCACAAAGUAUCUAACUGGUAACAUGAAAUGUUGCCUGCAAAGCCCUAAUACUCGCUUAAAUGUUAAGGUCAAAGUGGACACUUGAAAUGAGUGCAUAUUCCUGUUAUGGCAAUAUUCAAAGUACACCUAUGUGUCGGGUCAAUAACUUUGUCAAAUCAACGAUUAUUGCACAUUAAAAUGUUUCAUAUAUUUUUCCUGCCGAUAGUUUGGAAGUGCAUGUUCGUGUCCAGCCCUUAAGGUCAUUGUAGAUUAUAGGAUUUCAUAAUCAAUUGGCGCAAAUGAUCAGUAUAUCAAGACAAAGUGUUGUGUGCAAAACCAUGCUACUUGCUCAGGGUCGCAGCAAACACCUUGUGUUUUGCCUAUUCCUUGUGUACCAAUCUGAAUUUUAAACUGCACUGUGCUAUUACGACAUAAAUGCUCACUAAUAAUCAUCAUAUCAAGACAACGUGUCGAGUGCAACCAACAUGUUACUCGCUUAAAGGUCAAGGUCGUUUUGGACAAGUUAUUUCAUAGUCAUUUAUCAUAAUAGUGAUAUAAGGUUUUUAUUUGACUGCAAGUCCUCUUUCUUUAUCGUGCGUUUGCCUUUUUAGCUCAUCUAUUUUUUUGAAAAAAAAAUGAGCUAUUGUCAUCACCUUGGCGUCGGCGUCCGGUUAAGUUUUGCGUUUAGGUACACUUUUCUCAUAGUAUCAAUGCUAUUGCAUUCAAACUUGGUACACUUACUUACUAUUAUGAGGGGACUGGGCAGGCAAAGUAAGUUAACUCUGGCUUGCAUUUUUACAGAAUUAUGUGCCCUUUUUAUACUUAGAAAAUUGAAAAUUUUUGUUAAGUUUUGUGUUUAGGUCCAUUUAAUUCCUAUUAGGCUAUUGCUUUCAUACGUGCAACACUUACUAACUAUCAUAAGGGGACUGUGCAGGCAAAGUUAUGUAACUCUGACUGGCAUUUUGACAGAAUUAUGUGCCCUUUUUAUACUUAGAAAAUUUAAAAUUUGGUUAAGUUUUUGUUUAGGUCCACUUUUUUCCUAAAGUAUCAAAGGUAUUGCUUUCAUACUUGCAACACUUACUAUCGUAAGGGGACUGUGCAGGCAAAGUUAUGUAACUCUGACUGGCAUUUUGACGCAAUUAUGGCCCUUUAUACUUGAAAAUUUGGUUAAGUUUUGUGUUUUGGUCCACUUUACCCCUAAAGUAUCAUAGAUAUUGCUUUCAUACUUGGAACACUCGCAAACUAUCAUAAGGGGACAGUAAAGGACAAGUUGCAUAACUCUGAUUGCCUUUUUUAUGGAAUUAUGGCCCUUUUUUGACUUAGUAACUUUGAAUAUAUGGUUACAUUUUGUGUUUAGAUCCACUUUACUUCUAAAGUAUCAAGGCUAUUGCUUUUAAACUUUAAAUACUUUCAUGCUAUCAUGAGGGUACUGUACCUGGCAAGUUGAAUUUUACCUUGACCUUUGAAUGACCUUGACUCUCAAGGUCAAAUUAUUAAAUUUUGCUAAAAUUGCCAUAACUUCUUUAUUUAUGAUUAGAUUUGAUUGAUACUUUGACAAAACAAAUCUUACCUGACAAAUCACAAUUGACUCCGUCCAAACCAUCCCCCACGCCCCCGCCCCCCCCCCCCGAAUCCCUCCC
This is a messenger RNA of Dreissena polymorpha, 7376 nucleotides long. Its product is annotated as rhomboid-related protein 2-like. Gene Ontology annotation, cellular component: membrane. Lineage: Eukaryota; Metazoa; Mollusca; Bivalvia; Myida; Dreissenidae. The coding region runs from base 338 to 1516 and encodes 392 amino acids. The record is from RefSeq and is a predicted model, not a curated record. Gene Ontology annotation, molecular function: calcium ion binding; serine-type endopeptidase activity. The transcript is spliced from 11 exons.